Molecule: messenger RNA, 1761 nt
Organism: Cylindrotheca closterium
Lineage: Eukaryota; Bacillariophyta; Bacillariophyceae; Bacillariales; Bacillariaceae
Source: the annotation of a GenBank genome assembly
AUGGAGGAUUUGAUGAGAAAAAAGCGACUUUCACCUACAUCUUUGGUGAUUUGGAAGACAAUUGGAGCAAUUGAAAGUGGAAAAGUUUUACGAGUAUUAUUUGAUUCAGGGGGAUUGCAUACGAUGAUCAAUGCAAGGGCGAUUCCUAAAGAUGCUAAGGUACAAAGUAUUCAAAAUGCGAAGAAGUGUACAACUGUUGCUGGUGAUUUUGUUUCUGACAAAUGUGUGAAAUUGUGGGACGGAGUCUUUCCCAAAUUUGACAAACACCGCAGAAUCGCAGAAGUCGACGGUGUCAAGGCGAAUGUCUUCGAUUCGCCAACGUGUCCACAUGACGUCAUAAUCGGACGCGACCUUCUACACAAAAUGGGCUUGGAUAUCCAAUUUUCAAACGGACAAGUCAAAUGGAUAGACAAGUUCAUUCCAAUGAAGGCUCCAGAUCAUUGGCAAAAUCACACCAACUAUUCAAUGGCAUUGGAUCGCGAUGUUUUAGAUAUCUACGAUGAUGAUGAUGCUGAUGAUGCCUUCAUCAUGGAUGCAAAAUAUGAAGCUACUUCAGGUGCUGAAGUUGCUGACAAGCAACAACAUCUAACUGAAGAUCAGCGCAAACUUUUGGCUCAAGCGUUGAAGAAUACAGACGAGAUUUUCGAUGGUCAACUUGGUCAUUACAAGCAUGAGAAGGUUCACUUGGAGCUCAUUGAGAAUGCACAACCCGUGUUUUCAAAAGCGUAUUCUCUGCCAAAACAACAUGAACCUGCAUUUCUCAAAGAAUUGAAACAUCUACAAGAAAUUGGAGUUCUUGAACGAACAGGCCCGUCAGAAUGGGCAUCGCCAACAUUCAUCAUUCCAAAGAAGGACGGUAGGGUGCGAUGGAUCAGCGAUCUCAGACAGCUGAACAAGAAUAUCAAGCAUGAAGUAUACCCCUUACCUUUGAUUGAUGAUAUUGUUGCGCAUUGUUCUGGCUACAAGUACUUCACAAAACUUGAUCUCACAAUGAUGUAUUAUUCUUUUGAACUGGAUGAGCCGAGCAAAAAACUUUGCACAAUCAACACCCAGUACGGUCCGUACCAAUACAACCGGAUGGCUAUGGGAUUGAAACCGGCUCCUGAUUUUGCCCAGUACUACAUCAAACAAACUCUAUGCGACCUAAAACAAAAAGGUGUCGAAAUUUAUAUUGACGAUGUUGGCCUGUUCUCCAAUUCCUACGAAGAACAUAUGGCCUUGAUCCAAGAAGUAUUGCAGCGACUACAAGCUGCUGGUUUCAAAAUCAAUCCCUUGAAGUGCGAGUGGUGUGUCCAAGAAACUGAUUUCUUGGGCCAUUGGUUGACUCCUGAAGGCGUCAAACCGUGGAAGAAAGAGAUUGAUGCCAUCCUCAAGAUGUCAGCACCUACAAAUGUAACAGAAUUGCGUGCAUUUCUUUGUGCUGUUACCUUUUACCGCCACAUGUGGCCGCGUCGAUCUCAUCUUCUCAAACCCCUUACAGAGCUCACAGGCAAAGGAAUGUUUGAAUGGACUGAUCAAUGUGCAAAAGCUUUCGCUGAGAUGAAAGCUCUCAUGGCUAGCGAUAUAAUGAUGCGCUACCCCAAUCCAAACAAACCCUUUGAAAUCUAUACUGAUGCGUCUGACUACCAGAUGGGCGCUGACAUCAUGCAGGAAGGUAAACCCGUCGCCUACUGGAGUCGUAAGCUCAAUGCUGCACAACGCAAUUACUCAGUAAUGGAAAAAGAAAUGUUGGCUGUUGUACAUUGUUUGAAAGAAUUUUGA